Coniosporium apollinis CBS 100218 is the source of this 1386-nucleotide messenger RNA. RefSeq lists its product as uncharacterized. Gene Ontology annotation, cellular component: membrane; endoplasmic reticulum. The record is from RefSeq and is a predicted model, not a curated record. NCBI's taxonomy places the organism in Eukaryota, Fungi, Ascomycota, Dothideomycetes. The coding region runs from base 1 to 1386 and encodes 461 amino acids. The transcript has 3 exons. Gene Ontology annotation, biological process: transmembrane transport.
AUGCCUUCAAGCCUUCUGACCUCGUUCCUCGGCGCCCUUCAGGCCUCCCUGGCCGUGCUGCUCACUCUGUCCUACGGAGUGAUAGCUACUCAGUUCAGUCUCCUCUCCGAAGCCAGCGCCAAAGACAUCUCGAAAACCUGCGUGCGCCUCUUCCUUCCGGCAUUGCUUAUCCACAAUGUUGGCUCUCAGCUGGACAGCGAUACCGGCACGAGGUACAUACCUGUACUGCUCUGGUCCAUCACCUAUAACGUCCUCUCCAUGCUCUUAGGGAUAACAAUGACGAAAAUCUUCAAGCUCCCAUCGUGGGUCACACCGGCCAUCGCCUUCAACAACACCACCUCCCUCCCGCUCCUCCUCGUCCAGUCCCUCGAAUCCACCGGCAUCCUCUCGAGCCUCCUGAUGGGCAGCUCCGACAGCACCUCCGAGGCCGUCGCCCGCGCCAAGUCCUACUUCCUCGUCAACGCCAUCGUCAGCAACUCCCUCACCUUCGCGCUGGGCCCGAAGCUCCUGAACGGGCAGGAGGAAGACUCGCCCCAGAAGCAGGAGGAGAAGAAACCAAAGGACAGGACCGAGAGCGAGAUGAACGGCCACAACGGCGCCCCCAGCAUCGAAGGCGAGGAGGACGUCGAGCGCGGCCGCAUACCAGCGCCGCAAGGCGACGGGCAGCAGCACUCAGGCUCCGACUCCGGCGAGGAAGUCGACGAGCAGACCUCGCUCCUCCCCGACCCCAUCGUGCGGCGCGGCGAGCAAGCCAAGCAGAAAGGCUCGCACCACGGCAAGCGCUGGUUCUACUCGCAGCGGCCCUGGGUGCAAACCACGCUCGACUUCGCCUACCAGUUCCUGAACGCGCCCUUCAUCGGCGCCGUGAUCGGCUGCAUCAUCGGCCUCGUCCCGCCCUUCCACCGCGCCUUCUUCAACAACACGCAGGAAGGCGGCUUCUUCAACGCCUGGCUGACGUCGAGCAUCAAGAACGUGGGCGACCUCUUCGCCGCGCUGCAGGUCAUCGUCGUCGGCGUCAAGCUCAGCCAGGCGAUGCAGAAGAUGAAGCGCGGCGAGGCGAGCGGCGAGGUGCCGUGGAAGCCCUUCAUCUUCAUCACCCUGAUGCGAUUCAUCGUCUGGCCGCUCAUCAGCAUCCCGCUUAUCUGGGCGGUGGCCAAGAAGACCAACGUGCUGACGCAGGACCCGAUCUUGUGGUUCGCGAUGAUGCUGAUGCCCGCCGGUCCGCCGGCUAUGAAGCUCACCGCCCUCGCGGAUGUGAAUGGGAGUGACGAGCAUGAGAAGAUGUCGAUUGCGAAGUUCUUGACGCUCUCGUACGCGAUAUCACCGCUCAUCGCUUUCCCUGUGGUGGGUAGCCUAAGAGCCGCGCAGUCGCUAUUGAGCUCGUAG